Racocetra persica is the source of this 353-nucleotide messenger RNA. Lineage: Eukaryota; Fungi; Glomeromycota; Glomeromycetes; Diversisporales; Gigasporaceae. The record is from the annotation of a GenBank genome assembly.
UUUAUGAGGCAUUCACUGGAUUCAAUCAGAGUGAUCCGAAUCCUCUUGACCCCAAUAGAGAUGUAUUUCAGGUUUAUAGAUGGGUACGAACUGAUAAUCCUGUGAACUUCACACAACAACAGAUCAAACAAUUACAUGAAGCUCGAGUACAGGAUGAUCUUCAACUGACUGAGCUCAUAGAAAGUGUCUUGAAAAAUCCUCCUGAGGAAACUCCGAAUAUUACUAGCACAAUGUGGAAAACUUCUAAUGCCAUUCUUAAUACUACUAGUUUUGUAUUUCAAGUUCCUGAUUCUAUCCAUUUCAUUGUUAAUGCAUUAUCCACCAAGAGUUCAUUUAUGGCUCUUGCAUUCAAA